AUGAAUGCCCAUAGCGAUCUUUUGGUCGAACUCGUAAAGCGCUAUCCUGAAGAAGACUUCUCCAAGAUGGAGAAGCUCGCCCUAGAAGUUGAAGAUGGGAGUGAGGGAGAGCCUGAUAGAGGGGACGGAGAGGAUGUUGAAAAUGUAGCUGAAGAUUCUAAUGAUCCUUCAUUAUUCACUUGUCAUUCUUCCAAAGGGAUUAUUGUUCUAUUGGUUUAUGUGGAUGAUAUGCUUUUAACAAGAAGUGAUAGGGAGGGAAUUCAUAAAUUCAAGCAAUUUCUUCAGCCCUCGUUUCAAAUGAAAGAUCUUGGACAAGUGACUUAUUUUUUAGGUUUGGAAGUUUCUCACUCCGCUGCUAGUCUAUUUGUCAAUCAACAUAAAUAUAUAGCAGAUUUGAUCAAAUUAACCAAUCUUAUUGAUGAUCAAACUUGUUCUACACCUAUGGAACUCAAUCUUAAAUUAAAAAGAGAUGAUGGGGAACCCAUAUCUGAUCCUACUCUCUAUAGAAGGCUUGUUGGUAGUCUUAUCUAUCUUACUACCACUAGACCUGACAUCUCAUAUGUUGUCCAAGUGGUGAGCCAAUUUAUGUCUGAUCCUCGAAGAUUACAUUUAACUAUUGUUCAUCGUAUCAUCCGCUACCUGAAAGGAACAAUGAGGCAAGGCUUAUUUUUUCCUUCGAAUUCCUCACUACAACUUGUGGCUUUUGCAGAUGCAGAUUAUCCAGAUUCAGUCCCCAUUUCUUGGAAAUGUAAAAAGCAAGAUAGAGUUGCAAAGUCAUCUACUGAAGCUGAAUAUCGUGCCAUGUCAUCUGUCAGUUCAGAAGUAGUUUGGCUUCGUUGA
This is a messenger RNA of Hevea brasiliensis (rubber tree), 840 nucleotides long. RefSeq lists its product as uncharacterized. The record is from RefSeq and is a predicted model, not a curated record. The transcript has 3 exons. NCBI's taxonomy places the organism in Eukaryota, Viridiplantae, Streptophyta, Magnoliopsida, Malpighiales, Euphorbiaceae. Bases 1 to 840 code for a protein of 279 amino acids.